Drosophila biarmipes is the source of this 2604-nucleotide messenger RNA. RefSeq lists its product as uncharacterized. Gene Ontology annotation, biological process: heme biosynthetic process. The transcript has 4 exons. Gene Ontology annotation, molecular function: hydroxymethylbilane synthase activity. NCBI's taxonomy places the organism in Eukaryota, Metazoa, Arthropoda, Insecta, Diptera, Drosophilidae. The record is from RefSeq and is a predicted model, not a curated record. Gene Ontology annotation, cellular component: cytoplasm. The coding region runs from base 351 to 2309 and encodes 652 amino acids.
UAGCAGCGCGCCCGCGGUCACACUUCAAUCACCGUUCGCACCUUGCUCGGUCGUAGUAUCGGCCAGCAGCCAAAAUUCCGAAAAUCCAUGGGACUAGCCACCGCUUAGUACAAACGUGACAAUAACCUGAUAAAUGAUAAUGUGUCUUGAAUAGCGCGUGCACUUCCGUUUUCAUUCAUCGUUCAUCUCCGGGCUCCCUCUCGCUCGCACCCGCGUCUCAAGCUGCCAACGUGACCCCGAAAGCUGUCCCUGUCGCACACACUUUCACUUUGUGACCAAAAACAGCAAAAACCCCGAAAAAUAACACAACUAUUGUGCAAUACUGAUUAGCGAAGCUUUGGGCGGCUAUAAUGUCGGCGCAGGAAAAGGUUAUUCGCGUUGGCUCGCGAAAGAGCGAGCUCGCUCUCAUCCAGACCAAGCACGUCAUCGGACGCCUGCAGAAGCUGUUUCCCAAGCAGAAAUUCGAGAUCCACACCAUGUCGACCUUUGGCGAUCGUGUGCUGAACGUAUCCCUGCCCAAGAUCGGCGAGAAGAGCCUGUUCACCCGCGACCUGGAGGACGCACUGCGCAGCGGGGGUGUUGACUUUGUGGUGCACUCGCUCAAGGAUCUGCCUACGGCGCUGCCCACUGGAAUGGCCAUUGGAGCCGUCCUGGAGCGGGAAGAUGCCCGGGAUGCGCUGGUGCUGCGGGAGAACUUCAAGGGCCACACGAUAGCCUCGCUGCCCAAGGGCAGUGUGAUUGGAACCUCUUCUCUCCGUCGCACGGCCCAGAUCCGCAGGAUGUAUCCCCACUUGACUGUGUGCGACAUCCGCGGAAAUCUGAACACCCGGUUGGCCAAGUUGGACGCCGCUGACUCAAAGUUCGCCGGCAUCAUUCUCGCCCAGGCAGGCCUGGUGAGGAUGGGCUGGAUGAGCCGCAUCAGCCAGGUGCUGGAGCCAACCGACUUGCUCUACGCCGUUGGCCAAGGAGCCCUGGCCGUGGAGUGCCGGGCUAACGACGAACAAGUGCUGGCCAUGCUGCAGAAACUGAUGUGCCUGAAUACCACGUGCCGCAUCCUGGCUGAACGGAGCUUCCUGAAGACGCUUGGUGGCGGCUGCUCCGCCCCUGUGGCGGUUUGGAGUAUCCUGAAGGGGGAACCCCUGAACGGAAACAGCCAGGAGGUGGGACUGUCGCUCACCGGCGCAGUUUGGAGUCUGGAUGGCGCCAUCGAGAUACGGAACAACCUGGCUUGUGCCUUGAAUGAGCAGAAACCGGAGGUGGAGCAGCGGAAACGAGGAGCCCAAGAGAGCGCCAGCCAGCUGCAGGAGGAGAACAGCAGCAGCUGCGAUUCCCCGCCAGCUACGAAGCGCGCCAGGAAUGGCAACGCCAGCUCCUCCGGCUCGGACUCGAACUCGAGCAGUCCGCGCCAGCAGGGCAGCCCUCCGGUGAUCUGCGAGGAUGUGGCCGCCUGCGAGGCCCUCUCCGGUUACACAGUGGAUCAGCUCUCGGAACUGGCCAGUCAGUGUCCAGUGCUGGGCCACAGCAGUGCCGUAGGACCUUCUGGUAUCGGUGGUGGUGAUGCGGACACAAGCAAUGCCAACACAACUCCGCGCCAGUGCCCGCUGCGCUUGGUGGCCGGCCAGGAAGUGAUGGGCCAGUGUCCAGUGACGCACAAGGCUCCCGCCAAGUGUCCAGUGGCUCAUGCGGACUCCGGCGACUCCUGCAGCGCAAACAAGGGUGAUGGAAAAGGAAACGAAGCCGCCACCACGGCACACUGUCCGCUGCAGAUGCCCGUGGGCCAGGACUUUAUGGGCGAGUGUCCGUAUGUUAACAAGGAGACCAAGGUAUCCUAUGCCCAGGCGGGCAAGUGCCCAGUGACGGGAGGUGUGGCCGGAACUCCUGCUUCCAUUCUGCCCACGCCACCGAGCAGCAGAGCCAGCAAUGCCAGCAGCGUUGGCGAUGAGCUAGACAACGUGGCCACCUCAUCCAAGUGCCCCUUUGCCUCGAUGCAUCAGGGCAGCGGUCUGGAGACACCGGCGGCCAAGGGCAAUGCAAAUGCAAGCCUGGCCAAGUGCCCGUUCCUGCAGAAAACGGUGCAAAUGUUCGACUACGCCGACGAGGAGCAGCCCACGCCGCAGCAGUCGGUGCUCAUUGAGGAUGUGGAGAACCUGUUCUGCGGCCUCUUCCAGCACGCCUGCCACAGCCGGGGGAUCUACGAGAAGGCCAACCAGCUGGGCAAGACACUGGCGGAGGACCUGAUCAAGCGGGGAGCCCUCGAGGUGAUGAAGGUGGCCCAGGCGGAGAUCCACGGCAAAGUGGCCACGUCCUGAGUGCUGGGCUGGCACCCUGGGUCCAACCAAUCCCACCUCCCAUCACCCCUCAUCACUAUCAUCGUUUACAUUAAGUAGAAAAGUGUAACUAGACAAUACGGUUUUCAUUUCAUCCUCGUUGUUGAACUCCUGUGGAGAACCCAUGCUUCCCCAGAUUUGACACCUGUAUUGUAUUCAAUCCUUGUGCUCUCCUAGGCGAAUGGCUCUCGCAUCUUGUUGGUUUUCGCGUACACGCAAUUUUAGUUUUGUUUUUGUUGGGGGAAUAUGACAAAUAAAUGUAUAAGAACACUUUAAA